Molecule: messenger RNA, 807 nt
Organism: Paramecium sonneborni
Lineage: Eukaryota; Ciliophora; Oligohymenophorea; Peniculida; Parameciidae
Source: the annotation of a GenBank genome assembly
AUGUAAAUACAAAAUAAAAUUGGAGAAGGGUUAUUCGGUCAAAUUCAUAAAUGCUUAACAGAUGAAGGGAAUAUAUAUGCAAUUAAAAUUUAUAAGGAAGAGUGCCCCAAAAAAUUAAGAGAGAAAGAAAUAAAGAUUUUGUAAUCGAUUAAUCAUACAAACAUUCAGAAAAUUGUGAAAUCAGAUUGUGAAUACAAAUGGUUCAUUACAGAACUCAUGAAUUAUGAUCUCUAUUCUAUGAUCACUAAACGUGGCAGUUUCUAAUAGAAUACCAUAAAAUAAAUUCUAUUAUAACUAAGUAAUGGACUGUCUUAUUUACAUUAACUUGGUUAUGUUCAUAGAGACAUCAAAUUAGAAAAUGUAAUGGUGAGUAAAGAACCUAUAGUUAAAUUUAUAGAUUUUGGUCUAUCUGUUUACAUUGACUCUAAUAAGCUAUAUCCAAGACAUUGUGGCACUUCCACUUAUAUGGCACCUGAGUUAAAUUUAGAAGACAAACUAAUUAUGGGAGAAAUUCUGAAGAAAUCUGAUGUUUUUGCACUUGGUGUUUUAAUAUUCAUUCUUUAUUAUGGAUGUCCUCCAUUUACAAUUGCAAAAUCUACUGAAUGCAAAUUUUGGCAAACUAUUGAAUAAAAAAAAUGGCAAACCUUUUGGAAUUAUUUUGAUAAAAAAAUUAUUAGAUCAGAUGAUCAUUUUAAGAAUUUGAUCUAAAAUAUGUUAGAACCUGAUCAUAAAUCUAGAUUUACUAUCCAAUAAGUCAAGUAACAUCAAUUCUUAAAUGAAGAAGGAAAUUUAAAUGAACUAUAAUGA